CCCAGUUCUGAGCUCUCAGCAAAGGCUUGCCGGGAUACCUCAUUCCCAGUCCUGUACAAAGACCAUGUCCACUGGGUCCCUCAGUGAUGCGGAAGAUCUGCAGGAGGUGGAGAUGCUGGAGUGCGAUGGCCUGAAAAUGGAUACUAACAAAGAGUUUGGGGCGUCCAACGAGAGCAACGAGGAGGGAUCCAAUGGCGAGAAUGGCUCCCCUCAGAAGGGGAGAGGGGCCUCGGGCAAGAGGAAAAAGGCUCCCCCCAAGAAGAGCCCUUUAAAUGGAGUGAGCCAAGAGGGAAAGCAGGUCCAGAGAAAUGCUGCCAACGCCAGGGAGAGGGCGAGGAUGAGGGUCCUUAGCAAAGCCUUCUCCAGGCUUAAGACCACCCUGCCAUGGGUGCCCCCAGACACCAAGCUUUCCAAACUGGACACCUUGAGGUUGGCCUCCAGCUACAUUGCUCACCUGAGGCAGAUCCUGGCCAAUGACAAGUAUGAAAAUGGCUACAUCCACCCGGUCAACCUGACUUGGCCUUUUAUGGUAGCCGGCAAACCCGAGAGUGACCUGAAAGAAGUGGUGAACACAAACCGCUUGUGCGGCCCGACGGCAUCCUGAGCCCCGGCGGCCCGGCCAGCAGCGGCCCGGCGCGGCCGGGGAGCGGGCGGCGGGGCGGGCAGGGACACGACGCGGCCCCGCCGCUGCCCCGAGCCCCGGGCAGAGCGACAGGGAGAGCCGCUCUCCCGGCGCAGAGGAGACCAAAUGUGCCCUAGCAAAGACUCCACCCCGAGAGAUCCCGACUCUAUUUAACUUUAUUAAAUGCGUGUACAGUCGAAUGUCCUGCAACAACAGCCUUGCUGGUUCAAGCGCUACUAGAGAAAAGACAGAGAUCAAACAAAAACUACCACGCGUGUAUCUUUUGUCUGAGACCUGUGAAAUAUGUAGAUGCCUAGAAAAUACUGACUUUGACAGUCAUCUCUAUGAAGUAAUUCACCCUAAAGAUAUAUAGAUAUAUUUUCUUCAAGCAGGUUUUGCUCUAUUUCUGUGAAUAAACCUUCUUUUCCACUGA
This is a messenger RNA of Apus apus (common swift), 1055 nucleotides long. RefSeq names its product transcription factor 21 (gene TCF21). Gene Ontology annotation, biological process: regulation of transcription by RNA polymerase II; developmental process. Lineage: Eukaryota; Metazoa; Chordata; Aves; Apodiformes; Apodidae. Gene Ontology annotation, molecular function: protein dimerization activity; DNA-binding transcription factor activity, RNA polymerase II-specific; RNA polymerase II transcription regulatory region sequence-specific DNA binding. The transcript is spliced from 3 exons. Bases 65 to 604 code for a protein of 179 amino acids. The record is from RefSeq and is a predicted model, not a curated record.